AUGAUGUUCUCCUCAACAUUACUAGCGCUCAUCAGCGCAGCAACACUAUCGUCAGCACACACCGUCCUCACAUAUCCAGGAUGGAGAGGUGACAAUCUCAUCACCAACGACACAUUCCCAUUCGGCAUGCAAUGGAUGUAUCCAUGCGGUGGCUACCCAACGACAACAAACCGGACUUACUGGCCCACAACGGGCGGCGCCAUCGCCUUCCAGCCAGGCUGGUUCCAAGGCCACGCCACAGCCUUCCUCUACGUCAACAUGGGCUUCGGCACCGACGGCCCCGGCGGCGGGCCCCAGAACAUGAGCUUCCCUAUGGUGCCGCCCUUCCAGAUCCUCGGCCCCAGCAAGAACCCCUACCCGGGCACCGUCUGCCUGCCCCAGGUACCGCUGCCGAGUAACACGACCGUCAAGGCCGGCGACAAUGCUACUAUCCAGGUGGUCGAGCUCGCCGUGCACGGCGCGUCACUCUUCUCCUGCGUCGACAUCACCUUCGUCGAGCCCGGCGACGAGCGCCUCGGCGUCGUCAACGAGAGCAACUGUUUCAACAGCAACGACAUCGGCUUCGCCGACGUCUACACCAUCGUCACCCGCGAGGUCAACGCCGACCCCAACGUCACGUCCGACGCGUCCGAGACCCUCUUCUGGUACUUUGGCCGGCACGGCGGCCAGCGCGCCUCCGUCUGGAGCUACCUCAGCUUCGCGCCGGUCGCGCUGGGGCUGGCCUGGGCUCUUUUCUAA
Diaporthe amygdali is the source of this 738-nucleotide messenger RNA. RefSeq lists its product as uncharacterized. NCBI's taxonomy places the organism in Eukaryota, Fungi, Ascomycota, Sordariomycetes, Diaporthales, Diaporthaceae. The record is from RefSeq and is a predicted model, not a curated record. The coding region runs from base 1 to 738 and encodes 245 amino acids. The transcript has 3 exons.